Ictalurus punctatus (channel catfish) is the source of this 3521-nucleotide messenger RNA. RefSeq names its product fibroblast growth factor 18a (gene fgf18a). Gene Ontology annotation, biological process: animal organ morphogenesis; regulation of cell migration; positive regulation of cell population proliferation. The transcript is spliced from 6 exons. NCBI's taxonomy places the organism in Eukaryota, Metazoa, Chordata, Actinopteri, Siluriformes, Ictaluridae. Gene Ontology annotation, cellular component: cytoplasm. Gene Ontology annotation, molecular function: growth factor activity; type 1 fibroblast growth factor receptor binding; type 2 fibroblast growth factor receptor binding. The record is from RefSeq and is a predicted model, not a curated record. Bases 1645 to 2229 code for a protein of 194 amino acids.
AGCAAGCGCGUCUGAGAGAGAGACAGUUUGCGUCUGACUGAGAGAGAGAGAGAGAGAGAGAGAGAGCGAGCGCGAGCGAGAAGGGGGUUGGGGAUUGCAAGGGAGGGUGGACUGAUCUAUGUGCCGCUGCUAAAAUCUUGUUCUUAUGUUUUCAUUCUCAGAGUGAGUUUUUAGCUCUUGAAGAGACGCGUCUGGUCUGCAGGGGGAAUGCACGGAGAAACCACCCUUUCCUCUCCUCUUUCCCAAUGUGUAUUUUCCCACAGUUUUUUUUUACUUGUUAACGUGAGGGGCAGAAGACGAGAAGGUGGUGCAGCUCAGGCUUCACUCUGUCACUCUGCUUAAGUGGAUGUACUGCAAAAAAAAAAAAAAGGACUUCUCUGCACAGAAGGAUCGUGUUAUCUUUUGCGGCUGCUGCUUAGUGGAGCCGCAAACUUUCUCUGCUUAAAGAUAAAUAAUUCAAAAGCUCGGAUCCCAUGCUACCCCCUCCUUUAAACAUUUUUAGAUGAUGUCAUUGCACUGCGCUUUUGGCCAGAGCUCCAGGAGACCCACAGCCGGGCAGCGAGCGCGGUGAACUCCGGAAAAUCAGGUGCAGAUCCGCUGUGUUGAGUCUCGCGGGUGGCUGGAUCUGCCACGCGCAUCUGUCCCCUUGUUCUCCCUCCAUCAUCUGAGCUGGACCGGACUACACCGUGCGCCGACUCCCACAGUUCUUCGUGGACCCCUCGCAGCCAUGACCGAGGCCGACUGGCGGCGCUUGAAGUGCCCCGCGCCGCGCGCAAAUCUCCGUCGCACCGGCCAGUCAGUCCGCCUCUCUUUUCCUCUCCACGCUUAUCUAUACCAAUCCACGGAACUCUCGUGUCAUGUUUGCUCCAUAAUCUCUCACUUUUAAAAGGACCCCAAGACCUUUGACGAACACUUCGUGGAAGUGAGUGUGAGAAUUGUAACAUAUUUGGAAUCCUUGGAUCAAAAAGUGUUUCAUUUCGCGCGCUUUCCCCUCGGGUGAUCCUCGGACCGGAAGUGGAGCGAGGACGCCCGGUAAACUUGGCUUCACCUGUUACCCGUAACCCGUGGAGAAUACCAGCUGUUAUGGCCUAACCCCCCACUUCUGCUCUCCUCCUCCCGCCCGCUCUGCCCCGCCCCCGAGCCGUUACCAAGCGCGCAAGCAACAGCCGCCGUUACAGCCGCUCCCGGUGGCACGCUCGCCGCGCACUCCUCACUGACACACACACACACACACACACACACAUACGCACCUCCUUCUAAAGGGGGAAGCUAUGCGCGCCGCCCGGUGCCGGCGGGAGCGUCCGGUGACCUUGUGACCUUUCCGUCGGGAUUACACCGGCGGGAUUGAAACGUGAACUUUGGAAGAAUCGAAGGCGACCCGGCGUUCAUUUGUUUUCCAAAACGCUCGGAGCGACUCGGCCGGACGCAGGGAGCGAUGCGGUCCUUCCUCUCUACCCUGGCUGUCUUUGAGGAGAUUAAAGAUGGCAGACAGAGAAGGGAAAGGAGAACAGAGAUCCAUCCAAAAUCAGUGCACACACCCGUCCCUCCCACCCACCUCCUGGGCUGCAGAGAUGAAUAAGGAGAUUAUCAGGCAUUUAACAUUCUGACAGAUUCAGCAUCCAGCUCACUGGGAGGUAUAUCCAGAUGAUGCUGGUGAUGUGUAAUCCUCUGCAGGUGUUCGGAGUUGAUGGCGUGAACUUCAGCAUGCACGUGGAGAAUCAGACUCGUGCACGAGACCCCAUGAGCCGGCGACAGCCCCGAGUCUACCAGCUCUACAGUCGCACCAGCUGUAAACAUGUCCAAGUGCUUGGCCGAAGAAUCAGUGCCCGCGGGGAGGACGGAGACAAAUUUGCCCAGCUUGUAGUGGAGGCAGACACAUUCGGCAGCCAGGUGCGAAUCAGGGGGAAGGAGACCAACUACUACCUGUGUAUGAACCGCAGGGGCAAACUUGUAGGCAAGAAGGCCAGUAAUCGCAGUGAGGACUGUGUCUUUAUUGAGAUGGUGCUUGAGAACAACUACACAGCAUUAAUGUCAGCACGUUACAAAGACUGGUAUGUGGGCUUUACCAAGAGGGGGCGACCUCGUCGUGGCCCACAGACGCUUCUAAACCAACAAGACGUUCAUUUCAUGAAGCGCCUUCCUCCAGGGGAGCAGCCGGACCACAUGCCAUUUCGUUUCACCACUGUCAGCAAGAGGAGCAAAAGAGUCCGUGCUGCGCGACCACGCUAACUUGCGCUUCAAUAAAGCUAAAAACCCACUGUCCCUCUAAGGGACACUGAUAACAUUUAAAUCAGGGCCUUGCAACAAAAGACAGCCCUAGACUACAUCCCAGUAAAUGGGACCAUGAUAAUGUUUAAAUCAGGACCUGCUAAGGAAAAAAAUAGACUAAUGGGACCAUGUUAAUGCUAACAGGACCUGAUGUGGAUGGAAAGUCCAACCCCAGUUCACUGGUUAAACGUGGAGCGCUUUUCUUUUGAAGAUCAUGCUGUACAGUUGUACUGUAGCAUUCUCCAGUAAACAGGAUCUAAACUGGACCAGCUAUUAUACCAAAAAUGUGCUAUUCCCCACCAGAGCCUUGACUUUAGCCUGGCACCAACAUGCUAAACCAAGCCCAAACAUGAUGCAGCGAUGAGUUGUAGACAUUUUCUAUGGACUAAAGAAACAGAAAAACUGACAACUAACAACCCUCAAUACAGCGUGGGAGACACCGGACUCUACAGUCUACUAACCAACCUCUCAUAAAGACAGUUCUCUCUUACACACAGCAUAGUCUUCACUCAGGAUUCCCAGAACAAGAUUCAUGAAAAUGUGACUGUGAGAGAAGAAUGAAUCUUCUGGAAUCAUUUAGAGGGGUGUGAGAUUUAAAUUCAGUAAGGAUUAAAAAAAGACUCCGGAGUGGAAUAAAGGAGAGACUACAUUUGAAAUCUCUCCUUCUCCCCCUGCCUGCAAGCUAGUAUGAAUUUAAGACUGCGUGCAUGUGUGUAUGUGAGUGUGUGUGUGUUUGUGUAUCUAAAAGAGUGUUUCAGGUUGCACCAAAGACCACAUUGGAUGCUCCCACAGAUGACGUUGCAGAGUACAUCUGCGUAGGUGACCUUAAGGGGAACAAAUGUGCUUGCCUUUGUCUGGAAGAACCUACUAAAACUGGAAUGUAAUAAUAAUAAUAAUAAUAAUAAUAAUAAUAAUAUUAAAAGGCCAAGAAAGUCCUUAGUAAGCUGCACCAAAAAAAUUAACUAUUGACCAAAGAGAACUGGAGACCAGUGAUCAAUAUGACUAUACCCCGCACCCUAAAACUCCUGAAUCCAGCAGCCUAUCAGAGUGCAGGACUUAGCAGUGGGACAGGAAAGGGGCGGAGUCUUCCCUCUAUAUCCCUUUUGCUUUUGAAAUGACAGAAGGAGCAAUGUUCCUGUUUGGAUUCCAACUGGAAUGCUGCUAAUGUAAAAUUCAGACAAAGUACCAAAGUCAUAUAUGUUAUUGUUAAAAGGAAAAAAACAAGCAUUACAAUAAGUAAAACUAUAUAUAUA